Molecule: messenger RNA, 2587 nt
Organism: Polypterus senegalus (gray bichir)
Lineage: Eukaryota; Metazoa; Chordata; Cladistia; Polypteriformes; Polypteridae
Exons: 16
Coding region: 209-1630 (473 amino acids)
Source: RefSeq, a predicted model, not a curated record
ACAACAGGACAACCGCGUGGGAGCAUGCGCAUUGAAACGCCAGACGUCGAAAUUGUUUGAUUUAACGCUUAAGAUUAAUGUAGUUAUUGCGUGUGAGGGUCACGGGGGGUCUGCUGGAGCCAAUCGAGCUGUAAUUUCCCAGCCCCUGUGUUUUGGGGUCCAUGAAGAAAUUACAAAAGAGUUCUGUGCAUGAUCACCUUAAAACGACAUGGCUAGCAUUAAUGAAAUCCAUCAGAAGAGUUCUUUGCCUUCAAUUUUGGAUACUUACUUACCUUUAAGUUAUAAAGGACAGAAUAAAUUAGAAAUUCAGAAAAGAAAUGAGGAAAGGAAGGAAACAAAACUUACUAAAAUUACUAAGAUCUAUGAUGAAGAUGAAGAGGAAAGGAGAAUGAUAAAGCAAUCGCUUUUGGAUCAGCACCAUCUUGAGGUGUACAGGAAUAUGUACCGUCUCAGAGAUGCACUGUAUUUACACUAUAUGGACUUAUUGAAACAAAAAAUACACAAACAGAGGUACCAAAUUAAACAGAGAAGUAAUGAGAUGCACAAACAAACUGAAAGACCUAAAAAGCAGAUGAGUCCUGUACAUAAACUUCCUUACAACAAGAUAUCACAUGAUGAUAGAUACCUUCAGUCACUUCCUAAGUCUGGAUACUAUCUGAUUGUAGAAGUGCAGAAUCAGCUGACUAGAUGUGGAUAUUUGAAGACCAGAAGAGAUUUUGAAGAAUUUUGGCAUUUGAUUAGUCAGUUUCAGCAUUCCUCACAUUUAAAAGAGAGACUGCAAGAAAUGAAAUUAAUGAUGAACGGCUGUAAGACUACACUGAUGUUUCAAAAUUUGCAAACCAAUGAUACAGUGAGAAGCCUACAAAAUACCAUUAGUGUUACUCAGAAAAAUGGUCUACAGUCCACUCAUUUCAGAGAACAGCGGAAAUAUAAGCCAUCUUUGAAUAGCCUUUCAGAAGAUCCAGCUUGUGAGCACAUAGCUCAUCUUUCGAGCAAACACCAGAGGGAACAAGACAGAAUUGAGCAAAUGUUUCCUAAGUUACAGAUCCCCAAGUUUUUUUGUUUUCAAGAAGACUUAAAGAAGCAGUACAGAACUCCAGAUGUGGGUUUGGUUUCUAAAUCAUUACAUACUUGUACAUCUACUGAGCGAGAAGAAAGUCAAAGGAAACUGCACCAUAUGUACAAUGUUUCUUUUACCAAUAUGGCAUCAUCCAAAAGACUACUGGACAGAAAUGGCCAGUUUACAUCCUUUGAAGAUGAGUGCAGCGUGAGAAGUCUGAUCCCAUGUUUUUCACCAGUAGAAAGUAAACUUUCAAAAUUCAGGAGGGAUCAUUCUGGAAAUGAGACUUUCAGCAUGCUGUCGCCCCAAGACAGUACUGAAGAUGUCACGCCUAAUAGGAAUACAAUCUUAAAAUGUGACAGUUCCAAAGAAACAGUCCCCUCAAAAAGUUUAUCAUCGUGUAAUCCUGCUGUACCCUUAACAAUGGAAGACAUAUGCAGGACUUAUCCAGUUCUGGAGGCAAAGACAACCAAAACGUUUUGGGUAAAUUAUGCCAAUACAAAUGCUGGAUUUAAUGAAGAAAACUCAACUUCAAUGUGCAUCAAAUCAAAUGACUUCAAGGCAAAGUAGUUUAUGAUUAGGUAUUCAAGAUCUGCUAUGUUACUUGACACGUCUGGAGCAUAGCAUGUUUAUUAGUGCUUACACCAAGAUUCUACUUACAGAUACAUUCUCUAACAAGUUACACACCCCCACAUUCCUUCUAGAAAUCUCCUGAAAGAUAUAAUCUUUUUAAUGGGAAAAUCUAAGUUUCAAAAUGCAAUAAGGUUGACAAAUAUUCUCCAAAAAUUCUUCAGGAUGAUAAUUUCAAGCUUUAGUAAGGAAUGUGGAUACCUGGAUGAGGAAUCCAGUUUAAACAAUAUGGUUUCUGAUUCAGCCCCUUAGAGUGUACUCUGGACAGCUCCAGGAGUCCAUGUUCAUAUCGUGACCUUGUCAUUGGGCGCGUGGAGCUUGCAUAACUGGCGACUCUGAAUGUCUCAGUCUGGGUAUGUUUGGCAGCACACAGUAUAUAUAUAAAGCGAGUCCAUCCAGUGUCUAUGCCCAGGUGCAACAUUGUUUGGCAUCCACAAGAGAACGAAAAUAUCCACUGAACAAAGGCAACUGGCCAGCGUAAAACAGUAAACUGUCACGCAUACUUCUGUAUGUCACGUUGUCCAGUCCACAACAAGGCUGGAAUAUCUGAUGAUGUAAGGCAACAAGAAGCAUAAAGAAUGAGGGAUGAAAGGGCUAGAAUGUCCAAUGAACAAAGACCAUAAGAUGUACAAAAAAGUUGGAUGUAAGGAAUUUCCAGUGAACAGAGGAUUGCAAAUGUAUGACAGAAUCAAAAUAGAUGGACUUACCAUUAAGCAAAUUUUAAUAAAUGGCAUUUUGCUAUAGUAGUAUUUGUAACAAUUGGUACAGCAAAUAUAGCUGUCUUUUGGAAAUUCAACAUGACCACCAUAUAUACUCAAGUAUAAAAAUCGAUCAUAAAAUCUUUCUUCCUGCAAUCUUGCACCAGUUUCUCAGACACAUCGAAUUUUGUUGCAGCAG